Molecule: messenger RNA, 834 nt
Organism: Solanum lycopersicum (tomato)
Lineage: Eukaryota; Viridiplantae; Streptophyta; Magnoliopsida; Solanales; Solanaceae
Molecular function (GO): enzyme inhibitor activity
Source: RefSeq, a predicted model, not a curated record
AUGGAUGAAUCCGAUAGCACAAAGUACAUAGAAAGCCUUCUGCAAAAUGAAAACUCCUUUUCAAGAACCAAAAGGAAACUACGAUUGAUAAUCUGUCUGGUAACUCUGUUCAGUCUCAUAGUUGCUGCAAUUAUCUCUGCUUCAAUAAUACUUAAACAAGAAACAGAGUCCAAAUCACUGUUGUUUAAUCCAACAGACGCUAUUAGAAACGUCUGUUAUCUCAUCAGCGAUGAUCCAUACUCAUGUUAUGACUCCAUUGCUGCACUUUCAGAUACCCUGAUCUCCUCCAGAGAUAAAAUUAACCUAUCUCGGAUCUUCAUCCUUUCACUUUAUGCUUCACGAAUCGAGCUUGAGAAUGUCGCUUCUUCACUUGAAAAAGCAAUACACAUGAUUGACACCAAGAGAGUUGGGGUAUUGAGGAAUUGCCAAGGAAUGGUCAAAUUAUCUCUGAAGCAACUCAAUGAAUCGGAAAUGAGUUUGGGUAUCGAUCCAGAUGAGAAAAUUUUGGCGAUUAAUAAAGUUGUUUGGGAUUUACGGCGGUGGAUGGGCGAGGCCAUGGAUCAAGUACAAAGGUGCACUGAUUUGUUGGAGGAGAUUCCGUUGACAGUUAUGGUGGAAAUAAAAGAGAAAAGCUACGCAGCCCAGCAAAACAUGAUGAAUAGCAUAGAAAUAUUGCAUAAAAAAGAAGACAAUUUCGAUCUGUUUUACCCGAGAAUUGGAUCUGCAUUAGGCUCUUUGUUUUGGGAAUUUGAAUAUGGCCUAAAUGUGUGGCUCCUUUGCUUUGGGUAUUUGCUCUUGAUUUUUCUUUUUUGCCUGUUGUUACGAAUAUAUUGA